Molecule: messenger RNA, 3115 nt
Organism: Xiphias gladius (swordfish)
Lineage: Eukaryota; Metazoa; Chordata; Actinopteri; Istiophoriformes; Xiphiidae
Gene: adora2aa
Product: adenosine A2a receptor a
Exons: 3
Coding region: 477-1826 (449 amino acids)
Biological process (GO): G protein-coupled adenosine receptor signaling pathway; adenylate cyclase-activating G protein-coupled receptor signaling pathway
Cellular component (GO): membrane
Molecular function (GO): G protein-coupled adenosine receptor activity
Source: RefSeq, a predicted model, not a curated record
CGCGUGGGUCAGGGCUGCCCCGCACCGGGUGUUUGGUUCCCACACCCACGCCGGAGCUAACCCGAGGAAAGUUCACGGCACUGAAUGUCCCCGCAGCAUAGCGUCAUAAUGUUCAUAAAGUAAUUUUUGUUGGUGGCAUCAUCACAGCUCCUUGAGAAGUUCAUGGGAAAAAAACACUGAGGGGAAGGACCAGAAGAGAGAGGACAGCAGAGCAGGAGAGAAUGGAUGGGACUGUGUCCUGUGUCUGAAUUUGGGAGGAAUGAGAGAUUAUUCUGCUGUUGAAUAAACUUCUUCAUGAGCUCUUUGAGCUGCGCAGGUGUUUAGGAGCUGCUACAGCUGCUCGGCGAAUCCGGUGGAUCUUUCUGGAGGUGUUUUGGAGGUGAGGAGGCUAAGCUCAACGGCUGCCAGGCUGCAGCUAUGGUCGUUGAAGCGAGGUUUCCUCCCUCCUCAUCACUGACCUUGCCGUUUGUCUCACCAUGCCGGAUAACCUCACCGCCUCCGUCCUCUACAUUGUCCUGGAACUGCUGAUUGCUGUGUUCUCCGUGCUGGGCAAUGUGCUGGUCUGCUGGGCCGUGUGCCUCAACAGCAACCUGCAGAGCAUCACCAACUUCUUCGUGGUGUCGCUGGCGGUGGCCGACAUUGCCGUGGGCGUGCUGGCCAUUCCCUUCUCCAUCGUCAUCAGCACCGGCUUCUGCUCCAACUUCUAUGGCUGCUUGUUCAUUGCCUGCUUCGUGCUGGUUCUCACACAGAGCUCCAUCUUCAGCCUGCUGGCGAUCGCUAUAGACCGCUAUAUUGCAAUCAAGAUGCCACUCAGGUACAGCAGUUUGGUGACAGGUCAGCGGGCUCAAGGCAUCAUCGCCAUCUGCUGGGUUUUAUCCAUCAUCAUCGGCCUGACCCCGAUGAUGGGCUGGCACAAGCUGUCCGAGAGCAGCAACAGUACCUGCUCACCCGGCCUGAUGAAGUGCCUGUUUGAGGAGGUGGUGGUCAUGGAGUAUAUGGUCUACUUCAACUUUUUUGCCUGCGUACUGAUUCCUCUGCUAAUGAUGUUGGCCAUCUACCUGCGUAUCUUCAUGGCAGCUCGUCAUCAGCUCAAGCUGAUCGAGGUGAAAGCAGUUCACGGGGAGAAGUCGGGCUCCAUGCUGCAGAAAGAGGUCCAGGCUGCCAAGUCUCUGGCCAUCAUUGUCGGGCUGUUUGCAGUCUGCUGGCUACCUUUACACAUCAUCAACUGCUUCACCCUCUUCUGUCCUCAGUGUCAUCGUCCUCCGCUCUGGAUCAUGUAUGUGGCCAUUAUCCUCUCACACGGCAACUCUGUGGUCAACCCCUUCAUCUACGCCUACCGAAUUCGGGAGUUCCGACAAACCUUCCGUAGGAUUAUCCGCCGCCACAUCCUGGCCCAGCGGGAGCUUUUAGGGAGUGGAAGCAAGAGGCGCAACUCCACUCACAACAGCAUCACAGACUCCAUCAGACUCAAGGCAAAUGGCCUCAGUUUUCAUGUUUUCACUGAGCACAGCAGCAGCAGUACCUUUGAAAGCUGCUGCUGCUCCUCUACUAACAUCUCUCCUGUCGGGGGAGGACUAGUGGCGAUAUCCCAUCUCCCUCUGUCAGUUGUUAUCUCCCACUGUCCUCAGUUGGGGCCGUGUCCAUUGCAAGCCCUCAGACAAACUCAAAUCCCAAUGGGUCAUCAUGUAAAGUAUGCGGAGCAGCAGCAUGACUGCAGCGGACCAGUAGUCGCGGAGGACGAGGACAAACAGAACCUCAGCUCUGCGCCGGUUUCAUUGCUGUUAGACAAGCAGGACAGGCAGAGCUACUUUAGUGAGGUGUCAUGACACAGGAGGGAUUGUUAAUUGAUAUUAAGGAUCCUCACAGUAAAAUGUCAAUGUCAGCUCAGCAGCAACUGUCAAUAGACUGUUGCUAGUCCCGAUCUGCAAUGGAAAUGGGAGCACUGUACACAGAUAAUGGACAACAAAUGUCACUGAAAUUAAAUCUCCUCACCACAUACAACUGUCUCCACAAUUUAAAUACAGUGACUUUCGAAUUAAAACCGGAAUAAGAAUCUGAAAGCACUGCUAGUGGCCCAAAGAGGUUGUGCUGCAACAUAACAUAUGCUUCACAAUGACCCAAAGUGUUUCAAGUAGACUAAGCCACUGGCACUUCUAUCUUUGCGGUGCAUGCACUUCACACAUCGCAAACAGUUUCUAAUUCUGGCAAACAAGAUUAUUAAAUGUUUUCUCUUCCUCUUUGUGAAUAGUUGGAAUUCAUUAACGCACUUUGACCAGUGAAAUUGUGAGACCUACCAAAGCUCAGCCAAUCUGGAGAAAAGGAACAGUGUGGACCUCUCCUCUGGAAAAAGCAUUGAUUGUUGCCUUUUCAGGAUGUCCCGUUUUGUUUAACUGCAGGUUGAAAGAAUACUCCAUAGUGUGUGAGUAAAUUUGAUCCUGCCACUUCUGAUCUGAAAUGGGCCUUUGGCUGAGGAAUAAAACUUAUUAAGCACGAGCAGGGGAUUAUUUCUUAAGCAGUAGCACACCAUCACCUACACAGUUUUUAGUUUCAUCCCCUCCCGAUGCCUUGCAAGGUGCACAGAUCUGCAAGGCAAAGUUCAUGCACAGUGUUAAAAAAUUUCACUUUCAGCCUCCUCCUUUCUUUCGCAGUGUAAUUUCAGCUCUCUGGCAGCGAAUUUACGUGCAUUCCCCACAGUAAUGAAUGGGUUCUGAUUUCAUCUUGGACCCUGCGCUGCUUCUAAUUGGACUAAAAGAAUCAAGGACAGUACUUUCACCAGCUAUGGAUUUGUUCAUGUUUGUGUCAACAGCAAUGUAACAUUUUUGAAAAGCAUAGACCUCAAAGUUGGCAAUGUAAUGCUGAACUGUAACCUUGUAUUUUUGUUUGCUCAGUGUGACAAAGUGACUUGAUUGUGUGCUUAUUUAAGUUAAAUCAUGUUGACCUCUGACAUAGUUUGAUGAAUGAUGGGAAAAGAUUUGAUAAGGAUUGUAAAUGAUUGCAUUUUGGACUUAAAUCAAACUCAUGGAAUAUUUUUCUGUUAUUUUUAUUUUUCCUGAUGCAUUCAUCCUCAGUCUAGUGCAGCUAUUACCUUCUGUGUUUUCACAAGGAGGUUGGCACA